CUUUUGACAUGUUGCUCUGAUAUUUUUCAAAAUAAAAAAGAACUGCUUGAUAUUCUGAUGCUAUUUGGAUUCAGUGUUAUUUCGUAGUUCAUUUUUCCAAUUAUGUCAGAUAAGAAGAAACAAUUUAUUGUAUGUCAGAAUAUAAAUUCAGAUCGAAACAGAUCGUUUAACUCUGUACAAAAAUCGACAAAUUACACUAAAAAAACUUUCGAAGAAGCUUAUCGUGAUGCACUUAUUAAACUGAAUGUAGCCGCAAUCGAUAUAUCUGAAACAAACCGAUGUCAUCCAAAUCAGAAUACGAGUUCAGUAAAGAACAAUAUUGCUUGUGGUUUUAAAACUACAGUAAUGCCGAUUAAUAGUAUUUUUUCAACACCUUUGGAAGAUUUGAAGUCAUCGAACGAAAGUUAUAGAACUACUAUUUAUAAUAUCAACACCAUCAAUUUGGUUGAGAUGCUGAAACACCAAGGGCAACAAAGCGUUAAAAAAUCUGAAAAUUUUGGUAAAUCUGUACCAAUAGGUAAAAUGGCAAAAACGACGUCCGACAAUACGCUAAGGAAUGUUAUGGCAGAAAGUUGUAAAUAUCGCCAAACCUUUUCAAAUGCAUUUGCAAAGCAUUUGCUUGAGCAAACGAAAUACGCUAUUGAUCAGGUUGUACAUGAUCAGGAUGUGCUUAAAACAUUAGAUUCUGAGGAAUAUAGGAAAAUCAACUCAAGCAUAUCCGCAGAUAACUUUCCAUACAAAUACAGAGAUAUGUCUAUCCAAAUACAAUUGAAGCCAUCCCUUAUUCAAAUUGCUCAUCAGAAAAUGUAUAACCAGCUUGUGAGGCGUACACCGAAUAGAUCUUUGAGAUCAUUUGAUCCAAUACUUUCCGGGGACCCUCCACAGUCUUUGAAGCCGCCACAGUCACUAAAUACCAAUUUUUCUACAUCUUCAACUCGUGUAAUGAAUAUAAUUGAUGGCGAGUAUGCAACAAAAAUGUGUAUAGGUGCAAAGAAAUUGAAGAUAUCAUCACCAGCUCCAAAUCAAGUCUACGAUAAGCCAACGAUAACCACCGCAUCAAGUACCUCUUCUACUGGCCACUUUGUUACGAGAAGUAACAAAACAAUAUUCGUAGAUCAUAACACAAGCGUUGAUGAAACUGAUAUGGAGCCACCACCAGCACAUUCGACAAUCAGAAUAAAAUCAACAUCUUCUUCAUCAACUUUAAAUUCUUUACAAUUUUUACAUACAGAAAAACCUGAAGCGCAUACUUCAUUCAAUAACCGACGAGUUAAUCAAAACCACUCCGUAAUCUGUGAACCAGCAUUAAAUUUAGACACAAAAAUUUCAAUGCCAAUGAAUACAACAUUACAUAGCGAUACUUCAUUAUCAAAAUCUGUAUCCCCGCAGCUAAUCUGUAUGAAUGUAACGAAUAGACCUAUUAGUAUCGGACAGAACACAAACAAGAUUGCAAAGUUUAAUAACUAUCAUAAUAGUAUCAACAAAUCAACCAGCUUGAAUACCUUUUUGUCACAGAAUCAUUGUACCAAAAUCAUUCAACAAACAAAUUUUAAACAAUCUAGAUUUUCACUAAAUGGAAAUUUUAGCCUCAGUGAACAGAAAACGAAACUUUUGGAGCUUUUAAAGAACGCUAAUACCCAAAAAAUCAAAGUUAAUGUACAAGACAAAACACAAUUUUCUAGGCAACCAGUGUUUCUUCGGUAUAAAAAUAUAAUCAAGAAAACAACACUUGAAAUGAAGACAAAUUAUAUUGAAAACAUGAGCAAGUUUAGGAUACAUAAAAAACAAUGCAGUCUUUUAAUUGAACCCCGAACACUAAUUAAACGUAAAGAUCAAAGUAAUCCCAAAUCAUCGAAGAGUAAACGAAAACGGGUGGGGGUAGAAUAUUAUACAGAACCAUAUUUGCAAAAUGGUCCAUGUUAUCAAGUGGCUCCAAAAUUACCACGAUGUCGCGAAUGUGGUCGAUCAGCUGCUGUGCGGUCCAGAGCAUCAGCUAAUGUUUUUUGUCGAUUCAUCGCUUUCAGAAAACUUAAAUAUGACCAUGAAGGUCUGUUGCAAGUAGUCGGAUUUGCGAAUCCUAGUGUAGAUCCUCAGGACUUCGAUACUAGUUUGUGGAACGCCAAUUUUACAAAAGUGCCUAGCGACCUGUCAGUUGAAAAAUCGAAAUUUCUUCUUGGACAAGUAGGAUAUAAAUUUUGUGAAUUAUUUCACCAAGAAGAAGAGGCAUACUAUGAGCAUAUGUCCGAAGACAAAACCAUCGCGUGGAAAAAAGCGGUUCAGGGCGUUCGAGAAAUAUGCGACGUAUGUUCAACAACUCUUUUCAACUAUCAUUGGGUUUGUUCAGUUUGUGGAUUCGUUGUAUGUAUUGAUUGCUACAAGGGUCGGAAGCAUGGUCAUACCGAAGUUGAAGCUAGUUCAAGGGACCGUGAUAAAUACAUGUGGUUGCACUGCAGCAAUAGACAACCACAUGAUCAAAAGCAAUUGUUGCUUACACAAAUCAUUCCCAGCAAUUGCUUGUAUAAGUUGGUAAGACAAAUGCAUGGUAUUUGUGCUUUGUUGGAAAUUCCACUAAAUUGUGAAUGUCCACUUAGUAAAGAAUCGCUUUUUCGUAAAAUAAAAGAGAAGCUUGAAUUUUUGUACCCCAUAACAACUGCGGGUGAUGUACUAGCUGUACAACAGUCAGAAAUAUACAAAAAACAAGCAAACAAUCCGGCGCAGAAAAAAAAUUUAGAUGCUAUGAACAGAAGAAAUGAUGAGAAGAUAGCAACAAAAAUGAUAUCAAUUACAAUCAAAACUAUUGAAAGUACUUUAGAUGACACCAAUGAUAAAACUGUGCGUUGUAAGGUUACGUUUGGUAGAGAACUGAAUGCAGAAAGGAAUUUCUCCGAGGAAUUUCUGAAUCGUCGAGAAAAACAAAGCUAUGAUUUUGAAGGAUUCCAGAAUGACAUUAUAGUUGAAAACAUGGAUAAAUCAAUCCAGAAUAUGAAAAUACCAAUUCGUUCUUCUGUGCUUGAUAAACAAGACUUUGAAGACAUCGAAAGCCUUGGAUCUGUAGAUUAUUCAUUGAAAACUGAAUAUAAGGAAAAAAACGACGAUGUUUCCCCCAAUCUUUGCGAAAUGAGAAUUAAAAAUACUGAUUCACUUGAAAAAUCAACUGAAAGUAACACUGACACUAGUGAAACAUCAUUACAGAACAAAAACCCAUCAAAUAUAUUUGUAAAAAAAAAAGGUGAAGUGGUGUAUUAUAAUGAAGGACAUCGUUAUGAGUUAUCUCCAAAACUUGAUUGGAAAACAUUUAAUAUGAUAAUCAAACAAUUGCUAAAAUUUGAUAAAUCUAUCAACGUUUCCGGUCUUUUUGCGAACUAUUUAACUAAUAAUGAUUUAGAAUCACAAAGUCUUGUCGAUUUUAGUACUGAAAUUGAAGUGAAACAUUCUACUAUUCAAGACUUUUUGCAAGAUUUUUUGAAUCAAUUUGUAUUUUCAACACAACAUAAUGAGAUGAAUAGUAUGCAAAAUGAUAUUCAAAUUUUGGAAUACAAUAAACAUAUAAGAAUCAGCGAAGAAUUCCAAAACAAAGGAGAACGCAUAAUUACUAUGGAAGAGUCACAGAAAUUGUAUCCAAAUGUUCCUCAUCAGUGGCUCUGCAAUGGGCGCUUGCUGCGGUUAUUAGAUCCUCUUAACGAUUAUAAUUAUUCAGCUUUUCACGAUCAGUGGGAACGCGGACAGCCAGUAUUGAUAUCUUACGUAUCAAAUAAAAUGGAUAAAAAUCUAUGGGUGCCUAAAUCGUUCGGAAAUGAAUUUGGUGAAGAGACAAACGACCUUGUGAAUUGUCUUAAUGGUAAAUUAGUGAAGGAACAAAAAAUGAAAAUAUUUUGGGAAGGUUUCGAAAAAAUUGGUAGUCGCUUAUUGGAUGAAAGAGACCGUCCGAUGGUGUUAAAACUUAAAGAUUGGCCUCCUGGUGAUGACUUUGCGGAAAUGAUGCCGAGCAGAUUUGCUGACCUAAUGAAAUGUCUUCCAUUGGCUGAAUACACGCGCCGUGAAGGACGUCUUAAUUUGGCUAGCAGGUUAUGUAGUUUUUUCGUGAAACCGGAUUUGGGACCGAAAAUGUACAGUGCUUAUGGAUCUGCAUUGUAUCCUUCCAAAGGCACAACAAAUCUUCAUCUGGAUGUAUCUGAUGCUGUAAACGUGAUGGUGUAUGUUAGUGUUCCUCUGGAUGUCGAUAAAAACAAAUAUAUCCGUAAAGUAUAUGAUGCUGUCCAACGAGAAGAAUGCGACAUGUUUACUUAUCAGAGAAUUUGUGAGAAUAACGAACUGCCGGGUGCCUUAUGGCACAUUUAUCACGCUCAAGAUGCUGACAAAAUUCGUUCUUUGUUAAAUAAAAUAGAAGUUGAACGAGGUGGAAGCAUAAAGGCAAAUCACGAUCCAAUCCAUGAUCAGAAGUGGUACUUAGAUGCCAAUCUUCGCAAAAGAUUGUUACAGGAGUAUAAUGUUCUUGGAUAUUCUAUUGUACAGUGUGCUGGUGAUGCCAUAUUUAUUCCGGCAGGGGCACCACAUCAGGUUCGAAAUUUACAUAAUUGUAUCAAAGUUGCAGAAGAUUUCGUUUCCCCUGAAAAUAUUUCCUACUGUUUUAAAUUAACAAAUGAAUUUCGCAAUCUAACGAAUACGCAUUCAAAUCACGAAGACAAACUUCAAAUUAAAAAUAUAAUUUAUCACACUGUAAAAGAUUCGAUAUCGUGCUUGGCCAAUCCACUUAUCAUGGCUAAAAAUGAAAUAGAUUUAUUAUAAAUACUAAGUAUAAAAUAAAAGUGUCGCUUUUUUCUCUUCUCUCCCGAAAUGACAACUGGCAAAAUCGCACCAAAUAACCUGGAAAUACGCAAAAAUUUAAACGACCAUUUUUUAUGGAGAUGAUUAUUUAGACACGCGUUAUUUUCUAGAACAUUGCAGGUCAGAAACCGUCGGUUGUAUGGAACAAAAUGUCAGAGAAUGAGUUGUAGGGAAUUAUCAUGCCUCAUAUAAAAGUAUACAGUGUGAAAUAUUGUUUUUCUGACAAAAAAAAAAUAAAAUAAACACUAAA
Wyeomyia smithii (pitcher-plant mosquito) is the source of this 5074-nucleotide messenger RNA. RefSeq names its product probable JmjC domain-containing histone demethylation protein 2C (gene Kdm3). Bases 103 to 4785 code for a protein of 1560 amino acids. Gene Ontology annotation, biological process: regulation of transcription by RNA polymerase II. NCBI's taxonomy places the organism in Eukaryota, Metazoa, Arthropoda, Insecta, Diptera, Culicidae. The record is from RefSeq and is a predicted model, not a curated record. Gene Ontology annotation, molecular function: transcription coregulator activity; histone H3K9 demethylase activity; chromatin DNA binding. Gene Ontology annotation, cellular component: histone deacetylase complex; chromatin. The transcript is spliced from 9 exons.